Messenger RNA from Chaetomium fimeti, 942 nucleotides. RefSeq lists its product as uncharacterized. Gene Ontology annotation, biological process: 'de novo' IMP biosynthetic process. The transcript has 12 exons. The coding region runs from base 1 to 942 and encodes 313 amino acids. The record is from RefSeq and is a predicted model, not a curated record. NCBI's taxonomy places the organism in Eukaryota, Fungi, Ascomycota, Sordariomycetes, Sordariales, Chaetomiaceae. Gene Ontology annotation, cellular component: cytoplasm. Gene Ontology annotation, molecular function: phosphoribosylaminoimidazolesuccinocarboxamide synthase activity.
AUGGCCGAGGCACUGACCAGCAUUCCCCUCACGUCGCUCCCACGGAUUUCCCAGGGCAAAGUCAGGGACCUCUUCUCUCUUCCUAAUGACGAAAACCCGACACUCCUUUUUGUCACCUCGGACCGCAUCAGCGCCUAUGACGUCAUUCUCAAAAAUGGAAUUCCCACAAAGGGCGCCAUCCUGACCCUCCUGUCAGCCAAAUGGUUCGAGGUUCUCUCCUCCCGCGUGCCGGGCCUGAAGCACCACUUCCUCCACCUUGGCCCUCCCCCGGCGUCUGGCCUCUCCCAGGAUGAACAACAGAUGCUUCGCGGCCGCUCCAUGACCGUCCGUCGACUCAAGAUCUUCCCUAUUGAGGCGAUCGUGCGCGGAUAUGUUACCGGCAGCGCCUGGGCGGAGUACCAAAAGACGCAAACCAUCCACGGCCUGCCGCAGCCCGCCGGGCUUAAGCGCUGCGAGCGCCUCCCCAAGACCAUCUAUACGCCCUCUACCAAGGCGGAGCUCGGAGACAAGGACGUCAACAUCUCACCAGACGAGGCUAGAGGCAUCGUCGGUGACAAGUAUGCCUCGCGUCUCGAGGAGCUGGCCCUCAACUGCUACAACGCCGGCGCCGCGUAUGCUGAGGAGCGCGGUAUCAUCAUCGCCGACACCAAGUUCGAGUUCGGUCUGGAUGAGGAGACGGAUGAGAUCUACCUCGUCGAUGAGGUUCUUACCCCUGACUCGUCGCGGUUCUGGAGCAAGGCAGAUUACGAGUCUGGCCGUGACCAGGACUCUUUCGAUAAGCAGAUUCUGAGAAACUGGUUGACCGAGAAUGGUUUGAAGGGCAAGCCGGACGUGGAAAUGACGCCGGAUGUUGUCGAGAAGACAAAGGGGCGGUAUACCGAGGUGUUCAAGCUCAUGACGGGAGAAAGCUUGGAGGUGGUCCUCGAGAGGACGGGAAACUAG